Metschnikowia bicuspidata var. bicuspidata NRRL YB-4993 is the source of this 1930-nucleotide messenger RNA. RefSeq names its product ATP-dependent RNA helicase (gene DBP8). The coding region runs from base 160 to 1473 and encodes 437 amino acids. The transcript has a single exon. NCBI's taxonomy places the organism in Eukaryota, Fungi, Ascomycota, Pichiomycetes, Serinales, Metschnikowiaceae. Gene Ontology annotation, molecular function: RNA helicase activity; ATP binding; nucleic acid binding. The record is from RefSeq and is a predicted model, not a curated record.
UUGAGAUGUCUCCGGCGUGCGUCUUAGCGAGCUGCCGAUGAGCAUCGGCUCGGGAAAAACGCGCGUUCGCUUUGAAUCCCCAUACUACUACGCCUGGCACCUUCCUUCACAACCUCCUGCCGUCUUGAAAACGCAGAGCGUAAACAGAAUAGUAUCACCAUGUCAUUCAAGGACCUAGGCGUGGCAAAAUGGCUCGACGAGUCGCUCGCGGCCAUGAAAAUAUACACCCCCACGCAGAUCCAGAAAGCGUGCAUUCCAGAGAUCUUGCAAGGCAAAGAUUGCAUCGGAGGAGCGAAAACAGGCUCCGGUAAAACCAUUGCCUUUGCCGCGCCAAUGCUCACAAAGUGGUCCGAGGACCCGCUGGGCAUUUUUGGGCUUGUGUUGACCCCCACACGUGAGUUGGCCAUGCAGAUCGCAGAACAGUUUGCAGCUCUUGGCGCACAGAUGAACAUCAAGCUUAGCGUCAUAGUGGGUGGCGAGGAUAUCGUCAAGCAGGCGUUGGAAUUGCAGAAAAGACCGCACUUUGUGAUCGCCACGCCCGGAAGAUUGGCCGAUCAUAUCUUGAAUAGUGGAGAGGAAACCGUGCGUGGGCUCCGCAGUGUCAAGUACUUGGUGCUCGAUGAAGCAGACCGCGUGCUCAGCAAUACGUUCAGCAAGGAUUUGCUGCGAUGCUUGGGCGCAUUACCAGAUGCUUCCAAAAGACAGACGCUUCUUUUCACUGCCACGGUGACGGAUGCGGUCCGGUCGUUGAAAAACAAGCCGCAGUCCGAGGAAAAACCGCCUGUAUUCUUGCACGAGGUGGAGAGCGUGGAUAAGGUGGCGAUCCCCGCAACUUUGUCGCUCUACUACGUGUUCGUGCCCUCGUACGUGAAAGAGGCAUAUUUGCACACCAUCAUCUCGCUUGAGAAAUACCUGAAAGCCAACAUCAUCAUCUUCGUGAACCGCACCGACACCGCAGAGCUUUUGCGGCGCACAUUGCGCAAAAUGGACUUCCGUGUGGCGUCUCUCCACUCGCAAAUGCCUCAGCUGGAAAGAACCAGCUCGUUGCAUCGGUUCAAGGCGCAGGCAGCCCGGAUCUUGAUUGCCACGGAUGUUGCGUCUAGAGGAUUGGAUAUUCCUACGGUGGAGCUUGUGGUGAACUUCGAUAUCCCUGCCGACGCCGACGACUUCAUCCACAGAUCCGGUAGAACAGCCAGAGCCGGAAGACGAGGAGACUCCGUGUGCAUAGUCACGGAGAGGGAUGUGGAGAGGAUCCAUGCCAUUGAAGAGAGGGCCAACAAAAAGAUGGAGCUCAUGGAGGAUGCCACGGAUGAUAAAGUGAUAAACUCCUCUCUCACGAAAAUCGGACAUGCCAAGCGCGAGGCGUUGAUGGAUAUGGACAGGGAAAACUUUGGGGAGAAGCGGAACAUCAAUAAGAAAAAGAGGGACUCACGCCAGGAGGGCAAGGGUACGGGGAAACCAAGGCAGAAGUAGAGGCUCCGUUCAAGCCACAACUAGCAUUUUUAGGUGAAACACAAAUAAUAAAGUACUUUUAUGAGUGAAGGUGGUUUGUCUUCAAACGUUUUGCUUGCCCAGAUUUCAAAAUGAAGUGGAGGAGCCUGGGUCGUUCUGGCGUCCCUUUGUCAUGGCUGAGGCUUUUGUCAUCUAUUUGCAAGACUCAACCGUUGAAGAUUUUGAGUCUGCUUUCAUGCCGUGGAGCUGAGACUACUUCGAUUGAUGAGACUAGGCUGACACGCCUUUAUGUCAAACGAAUUGGUACAUGACGGGUGUAUGCUUGUUGUCACUUGUUCUGUUCUAAUGUUUUUCGAACUGGAUAGUCAACGUAGAAGUAUUCAAAGGAGUUUGCAAACGAUGAGUCUUUUUCUUUCUUUCUUGAAGACAAUCGCCUGCUUGCUUCCUUGAUCCUUGAAGGCACCAAACAAAGAAGCAA